Xyrauchen texanus (razorback sucker) is the source of this 1687-nucleotide messenger RNA. RefSeq names its product guanine nucleotide-binding protein G(I)/G(S)/G(O) subunit gamma-12-like. Gene Ontology annotation, molecular function: G-protein beta-subunit binding. Lineage: Eukaryota; Metazoa; Chordata; Actinopteri; Cypriniformes; Catostomidae. The transcript is spliced from 3 exons. Gene Ontology annotation, cellular component: heterotrimeric G-protein complex. The coding region runs from base 262 to 480 and encodes 72 amino acids. The record is from RefSeq and is a predicted model, not a curated record. Gene Ontology annotation, biological process: G protein-coupled receptor signaling pathway.
GUGAGCCGACUGUGAUUGGUUGUCUUAGGUGGAAGUGAUACAAACUGUGUCAUUCACAAACUAACAAGAAUACAUUACAAUUGUGAUAAAGAAUGCAAUGAACUUUCAUACAGUAUUGAGUUCUUGUUUUCCCCAGCAAUUUUCCACAAGGUCCGUUUGAAGUUGGAGUGAAACCAAUCCGGGGACGUAUUUGCCUUUUCUUCACUGAUUUAUCAAGAGAUCACAGUUCAAGAUUUUUUUUAAAGUUAUAUGGUUUAAAAAAUGUCAUCUAAAAUGGCGGGCUCAAACAACCUAGUACAUGCUAAGAGGAUGGUUCAACAACUGAGAGUUGAGGCCAGUAUUGAGAGGAUAAAGGUGUCCAAGGCCUCAGCAGAUCUCAUGCGCUACUGUGGUGAACAUGCCAAAUUCGACCCCCUUCUCAUGGGUAUCCCUGCCUCAGAAAACCCCUUCAAGGAUAAAAAGUCCUGCAAUAUAUUGUAGUGGACCCUGCUCUAUCUUACAUAUCUUAUUUAAUUACUUCUACUCAACUUUGCCUUAAGUCCAACUCUAGCUUCAUAGUAUAACUUUGUGCUGUGUCUUAACUAUAUUUAGCUUUUACAGUAUGUCUUACUGUGAAUAAACAUCAAUCAGUACUAGUUAAGUGCCAACUUGGUGAUGAUUAGCAUUGUGCAGCUAUUUCAUCUUGUCUUAACCAGCAUCCAUGUGUUCAUUUUAGAGUUCUCUUAACUGUGUUAACUUCCUUUUCCCACGGAAUAGUGCCAUUAGUUACACUUUGUGGUUGAAAUAGGGAAGUAGCAUAUCACUUUAUGAUUUAAAGAGCUAGCAGCUACACAGACUAACAGAAUAAAUGACCCUAAAGGUCUAAAUAGACAUGUUGUUUGUUUCUAGUAGCAGCUAUAUGUAUUCAUAGCAAGAUACUGAGUUAAAAGAUAUUUAGGAGGGAUCCAUAUAUCUAAUCGGAUAGUGAAUGAGACAUGACUUUAUAGUGUAUUGUAAUUGCCAUUGGUCAGGUGCUUGCUAGGUAAAUAUAGCAUUAUAGAAAUACAAAUACUGAUUAGUUCUCAAUGGAAUGCAAUACCAUCAUGUGCAAAACAUUUAAAGAAAAGUUACUGGAGUGAUUCCAUUAUCCUGCACUUUCAAUCCCAUGUGCCUUAGUUCAUUAAUAGAACCAUUCCUGGCUUAUUGAUUAAAGAAUUACAGCUGCAUUCAAAUGAAAAGACUUUUUGUCUGUUGACCCAGAGGAAAUUUGUUAAAUCAGUUUUUUCUUUUCUUUAGAUAUGCUAGAUUUUAAAUGCAAAUAUGCCUUUUCUUUCUGUUUCAACCAUUGUAUGGUAACAACAUCAGAAAAGACCACUGCUGUUUGAUGCUACUAUUUGAUGUUGUCUAUGAAUUAAAUGUAUAUCUUUAAUCUUAGGGCAAUCAUGAAACGUUUAAUGACACUGCAAUCAAUGUAUGUUUCAUUUUAGAGACAACAGAGAGUUAUGCAGUAUUUUUGAUCUUAUAAUACUCUUCACAAUCAAAUCCCUCUGACUAUCCUCUCUGUGAAGAAACAAGUCUCAUUUUUUUCUUUUUGGUUGUUUUUCCUUUUCUAAUUUCUGUAUCAUUGUAAGCCUUCAUAACGUACUAUACAGACUUUACCGUGAACAUUGAAAAAAGAUUUUAUUAAAAUUAUGAACUAAUAAAACAC